AUGCAACUCAGCAAGAUCAUCGGGAUUGACUACUUUCGGUGCCAGUUGCUAGCCUGGCGAAUUUGUGGAGCCCUGCAUCUCAGCGAGGGUAACUACUGCAGUUGGGCGACGGUUGCCUGCAUCAUUUUGUUCCUGCCGGGGCCCAUGUUAUUGGGAGUACUGUUUAGCCACGACGAUCCCUUGGAAACUAACUACAACUUCUGCACGACCAUCACAACCAUGUCCAAUUUCGUAAAGUUUUCUUUGUACGUGACACAACUAACCAAGCUGCUCGAUAUUCAGAAACUCAUUGCCCAGCUGGACGCCCGGGUUUCUGGGAAGGAUCAGGUACUCCGGCGGGAAAACAUGUCCAACCACAUACAGAGGAUUUCUCAGCUGUUUCUAAUCACAUAUGCUAUUCUGUCUUUUUGCGCUGGGGUCCUUUUUAUCUUCGAAAGAGAGCGCAGCUUGCCCUUUCCCAUGUGGUUUCCCUUUGAUUGGAAAAAUUCAAGCAUUGCCUUUAUUGGAGCUGUGACUUUCCAAGAGAUUGCAAUUUUCUCUCAACUUGUGCAGAAUUACCCAGGUGACUCCUUUCCGCCCCUAGCAUUGUUUGUGGUUUCCGAGCAAUGUCAGUUGCUAAUCCUAAGGAUCUCCAAAAUUGGAUAUGGGUCAAGGAAUCUAAAGAAGAAUGAACAGGAUCUUGUCGACUGCAUCAAGGACCAAAACACACUCUACAGCUUACUGGAAUUGAUCCACACCAUGAUAUCCUUACCCAUGAUGAUACAGAUCUUAGUUAUUGGCGUUAAUAUCGCAGUGACCUUGUUUGGACUGAUAUUCUAUGUGAAUACCUUGUCGGAUCGCGUUUUCUACGUGUGCUUUCUGUUGGCCAUCACACUGCAGACAUAUCCAUUGUGCUACUAUGGAAGCAAAGUGCAGGAGAGCUUUGAGGAGCUCCACUACGCCGUAUUCUGCAGCAACUGGGUGGACCAGAGCGCCACCUAUCGGGGAUAUAUGCUGAUCCUCUCGGAGCGAACCAAGCGACAGCAGAUCCUCCUCGCCGGCAACCUGGUGCCCAUCCACUUGAGCACCUUUGUGGCCUGUUGCAAGGGAGCCUACUCCUUUUUCACCCUGAUGGCCGACCGAGAUGGCAGGGGUUUUUUUAACCAGCCACCUGCCAAAACUCAGUCAGUCAAAGAAAAAAAACCAGACAGGAUGGAACUCAGAAAGAUCCUUGGGAUUGACUAUAUUCGUUACCAGUUGCGAGUAUGGCAAAUUUGUGGUGCCCUUGAUCUGUGUAAGGGAAAUUACUGGAGUUGGGCGAUGGGCCUGAAUAUUUUCACGUUCCUGCAGACGCCCAUGCUUUUGAAAGCUAUAUUCAGCUUUGAAGAUCCGAUGGAUAACAUCUUCAACUUCACCCUGGCGAUCACAUCGCUUUCCACUCUUCUUAAGUUUUUGAUGUACCUAUCGCAGCUAACUAAGUUGGUUGAACUUCGGACGAUUAUCGACCAGUUGGAGUCCCGGGUUUCUGGGGAGGAUCAAGUUCGCAGGCAUAGGAUAAUGUCCAGGCAUUUGCAUAGACUAACUAGGAUUUUCCUGGUCACCUAUGGCAUAGUGUUCGUCAACACUUCGGGAUCCUUUCUUUUUAAAAGCGAGCGCAGCUUGCCGCUGCUCAUGUGGUUUCCAUUUGACUGGAAAAAUUCGCUGGUAGCCUAUAUCGGAGCUUUGGUCUUCCAGCUGGUUGGACUUUUUGUUCAAAUCCUGCAUAAUUUUUCUGGGGACUCCUUUCCGCCCCUUGUAUUGUUUUCGGUUUCCGAGCAAUGUCAUUUGCUGAUCCUAAGGAUCAGCAAAAUUGGAUAUGGUUCAAAUAAUCUGAAGAAGAAUGAACAGGAUCUUGUCAACUGCAUCGAGGACCAAAACACGCUCUACAGCUUACUGGAAUUGAUUCAAACUAUGAUUUCCUAUCCCAUGAUGGUGCAGUUCAUAGUUAUUGGCGUUAAUAUCGCAGUGACCAUGUUUGGCCUGAUAUUCUAUGUGGAGACCCUAUCAGAUCGCAUCUUCUAUGUGUGCUUUCUGUUGGCCCUCACAUUGCAGACUUUUCCACUUUGUUAUUAUGGUAGCAUUCUGCAGGAGAGCUUUGCGGGGCUUCACUACGCCGUAUUCUGCAGCAACUGGGUGGACCAGAGCGCCACCUAUCGGGGAUAUAUGCUGAUCAUCUCGGAGCGCACCAAACGACAGCAGAUCCUCCUCGCCGGCAACCUGGUGCCCAUCCACUUGAGCACCUUUGUGGCCUGUUGCAAGGGAGCCUACUCCUUUUUCACCUUGAUGGCCGAACGAAAGGGCCAGGGCUCCCAAAACCGGAGGACUUAA
Drosophila subpulchrella is the source of this 2346-nucleotide messenger RNA. RefSeq lists its product as uncharacterized. Lineage: Eukaryota; Metazoa; Arthropoda; Insecta; Diptera; Drosophilidae. Gene Ontology annotation, biological process: sensory perception of smell; detection of chemical stimulus involved in sensory perception of smell. The transcript has 4 exons. Bases 1 to 2346 code for a protein of 781 amino acids. The record is from RefSeq and is a predicted model, not a curated record. Gene Ontology annotation, cellular component: plasma membrane. Gene Ontology annotation, molecular function: odorant binding; olfactory receptor activity.